UCACUGUAACGAAACAUUGGAUUUCUGCCUCACGCCAACAGGUCACUAAGAAGAUCCACAAUGGGCUGAAAACGACAGUUGCUAUGUAUUGUAUACGUGUUUUGUUUUGCAAUUGUAGCUUGUUCGUUUUUUAAUCAGUUUUAGUGUGUUGUUGCAUUUGUUUUUAAACUAUUUUGUUUCGUACCGCUGCUUGAACGACUGCGACUGCGCACGCAGUGUUGGUUGCCUAGGUAACAGACUCUGUAAAUUGAGCUGCUGCUGUGUUGCUGAGAGAAUUCCUCCCUCUGCUGCUGCUACAAGGUAAACUUAAUAACGUACAAAGAUGAGAGGGAACGACCGGGGUCAUGACAACAAACGAACGUCGAAAUAAGUAAGCCACUAGGAUCACGCCUUUGAUAUCAUUAGCCUUAUCCGAUUUGCGUGUUUAUUUUUGGAGUGGAAAAGACAACACAGCUGAUGCACAGUUAACUCCGUUAAACUGACAUCUGGGCAGUUCUGGACAAUGAUGCUUGACGUUUACAACAGCUUAAACGGCAAUAAUUAACAAUGAAAAAGCUAUUCAGCUUUGGGAAGAAAAAGAAAGGAUUUUCUCCCAAUACUUCUGAUACUGGGAGUGUAGUAUCAGCUGGAUAUGAGCUUAAGGAAAAGGAUCUAGGAAAGCUACACAAAGCUGCUUCUACAGGGGAUCUGUCCAAGCUCAAACAGCUUGGAAAGAAGCAUGACCUUAGCCAGCUGGACAAAGAAAACAGAACGCCUUUACAUCUUGCCUGUGCUAAUGGGCAUGUUGAAGUUGUACAUUUUCUGACAGAAAGCAAGGCCAAACUAAACCUCUGUGAUAAUGACAACCGUUCCCCGUUAAUGAAGGCAGUACAGUGCCAACAGGAACGCUGUGCUAUUACUCUUCUGGAACAUGAUGCUGAUCCAAAUCUUGUGGACAUCAAUGGAAAUACUGCCCUACAUCACGCAGCCCUCAUCCCUGCCAUCUCUAUAGCUGUUCAGUUGCUGGAGCAUGAUGCACGUGUAAAUGCUACAAACAAGGAAGGCUGUACCCCCCUGAUUUUGGCUGCUACAGAAAAUCAUCAGGAGAUGGUUGAGUUUUUAUUGAAAGAAGGAGCUGAUGUAGAUGCAAAAGACAAAUCAAAACGGACAUCACUGAUGAUUUCUGCUAGUAAUGGCCAGAUUAGUUUGGUUCGGUUGCUCUUGCGGUACAACGCGGAUAUUUCCAUAAAGGAUGAUAAAGGUUGGACAGCUGAUGACUAUGCAGUGAUGAAUGGACACCAUGCUUGUUCACAUCUAAUAAUUGAGCAUGGAACAAAGAAAAGACCACCCCAAUCCCCUCAUUUCUAUGGUACUAGUAAAGUGAAGGGUGCGUCUGUGUUCGGCAGUCCAGUCCGUGGCACUAUGUCAGGUUUUGCUGUGGGUGGACCAGCUACAGAUAAAGAAGAAUUGCAACAGUCUUCAAAUCAACAGUCAGGAGCAGGUGAUUCAGGGAAAGUUGGAGACAAUAUUUCACAAGAAGAAUCCAUUAGUAGGGUAUCGGAGAAGGAUGGGGCAGGAGACUCCUGGCCUUCAUCAGAUGAAGGUGAAGAAUUGGAUUUUAGCCCAAAGAAACUACAAAAGCCAAGCUUGACAAAACUAAUGAAUGACUCCCAGAAGAGCAAUAAUAAUGUUAAUGAGAAUGGUAAUGCCAGACCCCAACCUGUAGAGCAAUCAGAACCUAUUAUAUCAGGGAGUGAAGGAGACUCAGAGAAAGAGAGUGAGAAUGAAGAUGAGAAAGACCAUUCCCCUCCCAAGGCCUUUCCUACCUCCCUUCACCCAGCAAACCCUUCACCUGCUUCCUUUUUCAAACUUCCUCGGAUGACUUCCACCCCUCUCCGAAACUCCAAACAGGAGGAGUGUUCAGAAGAGGAGGAAGACGAUGAACAGGAAGAGCAGGAAUAUAAAGAUCUUCAUAUUUCUAGAAACAUUCUAAAAGAAUCUGGCACAGUCGGCAGUGCUGUUCCACAGAAUGAUUUAGAUGAAAAUGGAAGCCAUGCAAAAAAUCUAAAAAGAGAUUUUUUGUCUGAAUUGGGACUGGAAGCAGCUGAGGAGGAUGAAGACUCUCCCUGGGACUCCGAGUCUACUUCUGGUAGUCCAAGGAAAGAACAGAGUGGUGCCUUAAACGCUGCAGUUAAGGCACAAACAGUGAUGCACAGUAUUUCCGAAGAGAAGAAUGAAGACAUAUUUUACAUUCCUUCUUUCUUAAGAGGAUCAAGAGACUAUAGGAUGGCUGAGCUAGAGGACUCAAGGAGUGUAGGCAGGCCAGUGAGCCUAUUGGAUUUAGGAGGAAAUGAUACAGAAAAGCAGAAAGAUGUAUUGAAGACACCUUUAAAAAUCAAAGAGACUGUUUUUUCCAAUCUAGAUUUAUCCAAGGAGACAAGGGAAAAGCAGAAAACAGACUUCAUGGAGGAACUUGGUUUGGAUGAUGCAGAUGAUAUUGAAGAACAUGAGAAAUUGUCUAAAGAUGCUUCAGAUUGGGACUCUACUAGCGUUGCAAGUAGAAGUCUGCCUGGCUGUAAAAUCCCGUUGCCAGUUCAUGAUGAAAUAAGUGCAAAACUGUCAGAGCCAGAGUUAUCCACACCACAAAGGAAGACAAAUGUAAUACAGUGUGCCAAAGCAGAUCAGAAAACCAGUGCUGAAAAGAGUCUGUCUCCCACAAACUCUCCUCCACUGCCAAAAGCAAGAUCCUUGCAUUCUCUGACACCACCACAACCACAACCACGUUCUAAGUUAUUAGCUGUAAAAGCAGAUAGCGGAGAAGAUUCAGAUUGGGAUUCAGAAGAUGACGAUGUUACAUCUGGUCCAGAAAAGUCUGGGAGACUUACGGAACUUCCAGUACAGAACUUUUCUACCAAACCUACUGAUGAAGUGUCCUCAGAAGAAGAAGACCAUGAAAACAGUGCUCACCUAAAAAAAAAAGUUAAACAGGUUGAAGGAGAAAAGAAAAAGAAACUCCUGGGAAUGCAAAGACCAAAUGAAAUUAAAGGUUUAGAGGGACCAAGAAAUGUAAACAGACAAACUGGUGAUGAAACAGAGAAGAUUAUAGAGCAUGAAGGAAUGCAAGGUUCUGAAAAACUGGACACUUGUAAUCAAAAGGACCAAAAGCAGCUCAACAACUCAAGGAGUAAUAUUAAACAUAGAGGAAAUGUAACACAAGCGAAAAGAGCUGACCUUUUCUCGGAUGAGGAAGAUGUAGAUAAUAAACGGAUUUCAAAACCGAACACAGCUGGCAGGCAGCCACAGCAAGCUACCUUUGUUAAUGGAGAUCAGCUUUCUGUAUUUGAUGAUAGUACUUUAAGUGAGAUGUCAGAAGAUGGAGGAAGGCCAACAAUACCCCACAAUUGGAAUGGCAAGAGCAAUAAACAAGUGGAAAUUGCAGAUGACUUUGAUGACUUCACCCAGUCCUCUGACAUUGCUACAGACAGCAUGGAAUCACCUACCUUAGGAUACAGAAAUGCAUCUUUGUUGAUUAAACAGCUUGAAACUGGUACAAUAGAUUCUGUAACUUUGGUCAAAAUUCAGAACAUGUUCCAUGAAUAUGAGCGCACCAUUGAGAGGGAGAAACAGCGCUAUAGUCUGCUGUCAGAUAACAUCGUCCAGCAAGUAAAAGAGAGGAAAGAACUACAAAAGGCACUGGAGGACAUCCAGGAAGAGAAAUCCACCCUGGAACACCAGCAGGUGGAAUGGGAGACUGAUCUUAACACCCAGAAGUUUAUUCUGAAACAGGAGCAGGAGAAGCAUAAGAAUGCUGAAAUGCUGUAUGAGAAGAGCAGAGAGCAACUGCGAAAGAAAGAGGAGCAGUUCUGCAAGGAGGUGGAGGCAAAACAGCAGCUGGAGCUCACCUUGAGGAACCUGGAGAUGGAGACGAGAGCCUUGAUUAGUAACAUGAAGCAGCUUGAAGAUGAGCGGAACGAAGUGCAACGCUUGUUGUCUCAGGAACGCAGUGCCAGGGCUUUGCAGGAAGGAAUACUAAACAACCACCUUCAUAGACAAAAGGAAAUUGAAGAGGAAAACAAAAAGACUGUCACAAAAAGCUCAGAGGUAUUUUCCCAGCUCUCUGAAGUGAGUGACAGAGAAAAGGAUCUGCUUCAGCAGAACCACAGUCUUCAAGAUGAGAUAUCCGUGUUGAAACUGGAGCUGGAUCGGGUUCGAGCCCGUAGCCAGGAAGAGGAGGGGCGGUACCUUGAGGAGAAUGAGGCUCUGAAAGAAAAAAUUGAAGAUUUGAAACGAGAUCUAAAACUAAAUGAAGAAGCCCUGGCACAGACUGUCUUGCAGUACAGUGGCCAGCUGAAUGCUCUGAAGACAGAAAGCACCAUGACGACCUCCAAACUGGAGCAGGAGAAGCAAAAUAAAGACAAGCUAGAGACAGAUGUGGAGUCUUUGCGUACACGACUGGCCUCGGCGCUCCAGGAGCUUGAGCGCAGUCAGUCUGGCAAAGUGGAGGCUGAGCGAACCUUCCAGCGAGAGCGAGAUGAGUGGCUCCGCCUGCAAGAAAAGCGCACUCAUGAGACCACAAGCCUGCGGGAUUCCCUUAACAGCUUGUCACAACAGCUCAGCAAAGCGGAAGCGAAGGUUAACUCUCUGGAGAAUGACUGUCACCGUGCCACCUUGUCCCACACAGAGAAAUCGCUCCUGUUAGAAAGCAUGCAGCGCGAGCGAGAGCAAGCCCAGUCCCGCAUGAAGGAGCUGGAGGGCUUACUACAGGCUGAGAAGGAACAGGCGAGCAAGUCCUCAGUUCGACAGGAAUCCAUGCAAGAAAGGAUGGCCCAGGCGCAGAGUGAAAACAUACUACUGCGUCAGCAACUAGAAGAGGUGCAGAACAAGGGAAUCAUCAAGGAGAGGACAGUGAGCGAUGUACAGGAACGCUUCAGUGACAUCUUAACAAAUCUGCGGGCAGACAGCGAAGGGAGGGUGCAGAUUGUGGAAGAGAGGAACAAGGAACUUAUGGCCAAAAACGUUGAACUCAGGGAGCAGGUCUACGGGCACCAGAAUGAAAAAGCAGAGAAAGAGGCUGCUUUAAGGCAACUACAGCAGGAACUUGCUGAUGCUCUAAAGAAAUUGUCCAUGUCUGAGGCAUCACUGGAGGUCAACACUCGCUAUCGCAAUGAUCUUGAGGCAGAAAAAGUUUGCUUUCAGAAAGAUAUCGACAGGCUGAAAGGAAAGCUGCAGGAAAUGGAAGACCAGUUCAUUCAGUCAGAGCGUCGGAUUCACGAAUUAAAGAAUGCACUGCAUGACAAAGAGCGAGAGGUUGUUGCCUCCUCACAGAAGCUGCAGGAGAUUCUGUCUGCAUCCUCUGGAACGGAGAAGACAGUCAAGCAGCUGGAUGAACAUAUUCAAAGACUUGAGAUUGAAAAUGCCAGAUUGGAGGCUACUGCCAAACAGCAGACAAAUAGAAUAGAGGUUCUGCAAAAAGAAGUGCAGGAGUCUGCUUCGGUGCGGAAUCGUUUAGAGGAUUUGGUUACAAAUUUACAAGGAACCAAGAUCAAUUUAGAAGAGCAGCUUAAUCAAGAGGUUCUAAAACAAAGUAUGCUGUCGCAUAAUGCACAAGACUCGCAUCUCCUCUGGGAAGAAGAACUGAAGUCAAGAUCCAAACUAGGGCUUAGACUGGCUCAGCUAGAAAGAGAAAAAGUUGUAAUGACAAGCCAGAUGGAAACAGAAAAGAAAAAGGGUAAAAAGAUAGCAGAGCUAAAGCGAUCUACAGAGGCAAGGCUUGACCAGGAGAUGAAGAGAAACAGUGAACUUCAAAAGGAAAUGAACAGGAUGAGAACACUUGUUAAAACCGCCAAGAAAAAGCUGAAGCAGCAGGAGACUGGGGAGUUUGCAUCCCAGCUCAGCAGCAUUCAGGGGGAUCUGGAUAACAGACACCUGGAGACAGGGACCACUGUUGCUAGAUUAAAGUCCAAGAUUGAUGAACUCUCCCAGCAAUUAGAAAAAGAGUCCUUGCAAUCGUCAAGGCUAGAAUCCACCAACAGUGAUUUGAGGGAACAACUGUCUUCAAUGAAAGCACUGCGCAAAAGCCAUGAGAAGCUGGAGAGGAGCAAGAGGAAACUUGAAGAGGAAGUGUCAAGUGUUCGUCGCCAUAUAGAAACAAAUAUGAUGGACCACAGCCAGAUAGAGCAAUGCAGACGAGAGGCCGAGGAAAGAGCUAGACAGGAGAUAAGGCAAAAACUUGAAGAAGUCAAUUUGUUUUUGCAGACCCAGGCAGCCUCUCAAGAAGCCUUAGAACAAAUAAAAGCCACCAAUGAAGCAACUUUAAGAAACCAGCUGGAACAAAGAAUACGAGACCUUGAGGGAGAGCUGAGCAGAGCAUGGAGUACACAGCAGAACAGCAUGAGCCAGCGGGACUCGACACAGACCGAGCUGGAGAGAUACAAGGAGCUUUAUUCACAAGAACUAAAAUUACGCAAGUCCUUGGCAGCCAAACUGGACAGAUCGAAUGAGAGGCUGGCUGAAGCCAACACUAAGCUGCUGAAUGAGCAUCAGCGCAACAAGUCGUUCAUAGCUAGCAGCAUUGGGAGCCUGACUGCAAGUCCUGUCCUUGAUGUGAAUCAGCUUCAGGGCAGCAUCGGAAACUUUGGUGGCACUCUGGGCCCUCUUCAUAGAAAUCUAGGGCUUGGAGGAAGUUUCCUUAACCCAGUGGGAGAAGGCUCGUCUCCAAACAGCAGAGUGGAUGCUUACAUUGCAAAGAUGCAAAAUGAAUUGGAGAAAAACAUAACAAAAGAACUAGACCAUGCCACAGCCGAGCUGGACGGUGGAUCUACGAGAAUGCCUCCUGUUGGAUCAGCUGCCAGCUCUCUAAAAGGCCUAACCCUUGACCAGGAUCCUGUCGCCAGAGCGACUCAGCAAUACUUAGAAGUCUUAAAGAAAAACUACAUGAUUUAAACAGAAGAUUACACAU
Polyodon spathula (Mississippi paddlefish) is the source of this 6937-nucleotide messenger RNA. RefSeq names its product ankyrin repeat domain-containing protein 26-like. The transcript is spliced from 43 exons. The coding region runs from base 547 to 6921 and encodes 2124 amino acids. The record is from RefSeq and is a predicted model, not a curated record. Gene Ontology annotation, molecular function: protein binding. NCBI's taxonomy places the organism in Eukaryota, Metazoa, Chordata, Actinopteri, Acipenseriformes, Polyodontidae.